Diaporthe amygdali is the source of this 1161-nucleotide messenger RNA. RefSeq lists its product as uncharacterized. The transcript has 4 exons. The coding region runs from base 1 to 1161 and encodes 386 amino acids. Lineage: Eukaryota; Fungi; Ascomycota; Sordariomycetes; Diaporthales; Diaporthaceae. The record is from RefSeq and is a predicted model, not a curated record.
AUGGGGCCUCCCACUCAAGAGGACUUCGUCUACAGCCUCAACCAAGCGAAGGCGACAAUUGCAUUUGGUGCAAUUGUGACGACUCUCACAGUGGUGUCUGUCGUCGCAAGAUUAUACACCCACAAGUUCAUCAUAAGGAGGGUGAGGAUAGAUGAUGUUUGGGCAGUGAUUGCAAUGGUGGCCGUAUGUGCGGUCAAUAUCUUGCAGAGUGUCUUUGUUUCAAAUUACCUCCCUAGCAUGACAUCGAUGACCGCAAAUAGCGAGGGUGCGAAGAUUGCUUACGCUACGAUGAUUACAUACAACGUCGCCAUGGCAUCGUUAAAGAUGACAUUCCUGUUCCAGUUCUAUCACAUUUUCAAAAACGUCUACGUGAUGAGGAUUGUUUACACUGUGGCGAUAUUUAUCGUCGGAGCCUGGAGUAUCACGCAAAUCUUCCUCGCGGUCUUCGUCUGCGUUCCUAUCGAAGCCAAUUGGAAUCAUGGCAUCCGCGAUCCUGUGUGUUUGCCAGCCUUCGUGUCAACAUACAUCAACUCAUCGGGAACAAUUCUGACCGACGUGAUCGUCUUGUUCUUGCCUUUUCCGACCGUCCUGAGUCUGAAACUUCGCGGUCGUCAAUGGUGGGCUGUAUUUGGUAUACUUGGCAUCGGCGCAAUUCUCAUUCAUGCGCCACCUAAAGGCUACAUGAGUACUGCAUGCUGGACAAUUGCUGAGAUCGGUGUCGGUGUAAUCACAGCAUCUUUGGCAACAAUACGGCACCUGCGAGAUCGCAACAUGAGAACCCUGUUAUCGAGAAGCUUACCUGAAAACCAGAGAGACUCUGUGUCAGCAGGAAUCUUGCCAAGGCCGACACAGCAGAUACCCCAUCAUAUUUCUGGAAGCGAGGUGGACUUGAUCGGUCAAAAUCAAUCGGCAGCGAGUGGCUCUCGGGAUAGCAUGUUCAAGCUAUUUUCCAAGAAGCAAAGCUCGUGGACGUCGAAUGCAGGCAUUCAUGAUCCUCAGGCAGACUUGACGGCAAAUGAAGGUGCGACAAAGACCAUCAUCACAUCUUUUCGAAGAAGGAGAAAGGAGAUGCCCGUGUCAGCGGGAGCUGCUGAUUUUCUAGGAGAGUUCGGUAUCCUGGUGGAGAGAACUUGGGAGGUUCAAGAAAUCCGCAUGGAGUAG